AUGGCAGGGUUCUCUUCAAUGAGUCCAAACACUUUAACACCGGACAUCAUCAAACCCGAUAUUACAGCACCCGGGGUUAAUAUUUUGGCAGCUUGGUCUCCAGCAAACACUGAACUCACCGCUGGACGAACACUUGACUAUAACAUAAUUUCUGGUACUUCCAUGUCUUGUCCCCAUGCUUCUGCAGUGGCUGCAAUUAUAAAGUCAUGUCAUCCUUCUUGGAGCCCAGCAGCAAUAAAAUCUGCAAUAAUGACAACAGCUACAGUCCUAGACAACACUAGAAACUUCAUUAAAAAAAAUCCCAAUGGCACCCAAACCACGCCUUUUGACUAUGGAUCUGGGCACAUAAAUCCAGUUGCAGCAAUGGAUCCCGGACUAAUUUACGAUUUUGAUUCCAGUGAUAUUAUCGAUUUCCUCUGCAGCACAGGUGCAAGCUCUGCACAACUGAAAAACCUCACCGGCAAGCUAACUUAUUGCAAGAAUCCUCCUAAACCGUCAUAUGAUUUUAAUUACCCAUCCAUUGGGGUAUACAAGAUGAAUGGAAGUUUAUCGGUGCAUCGAACGGUCACAUAUUAUGGUGAAGGUCCAACAAUUUAUUGUGCACUACUAGAAUAUCCAAGCAAUGUAAAUGUUACAGUUAUACCAAAUGAGAUCAAGUUUGCAAAGUUUGGGGAGAAGAUGUCUUUUAGGAUAGAUUUCACUCCUUUCAAGAGUAGUAACGGAAGCUUUGUGUUUGGAGCUUUAACAUGGAGCAAUGGCACCCACAGGGUUAGGAGUCCCAUUGGCCUUAAUGUGCUUUCUGUGUAG
Ilex paraguariensis (yerba mate) is the source of this 807-nucleotide messenger RNA. Lineage: Eukaryota; Viridiplantae; Streptophyta; Magnoliopsida; Aquifoliales; Aquifoliaceae. The record is from the annotation of a GenBank genome assembly.